Molecule: messenger RNA, 3004 nt
Organism: Cercocebus atys (sooty mangabey)
Lineage: Eukaryota; Metazoa; Chordata; Mammalia; Primates; Cercopithecidae
Gene: SLC37A4
Product: solute carrier family 37 (glucose-6-phosphate transporter), member 4
Exons: 9
Coding region: 1093-2448 (451 amino acids)
Biological process (GO): glucose-6-phosphate transport; phosphate ion transmembrane transport
Cellular component (GO): endoplasmic reticulum membrane
Molecular function (GO): glucose 6-phosphate:phosphate antiporter activity
Source: RefSeq, a predicted model, not a curated record
GCCGCCUGGCCCUUCCCUACCAGGCUGAGCCUCUGGGUGCCAGAAGCGCGGGGCCUCCGGGGGAAUACGUGCGGUCCCUCGCUCCGCGUGCGCCUACGCCGUCUGCUCCAGUUACUUUACCAAUUGAGCGGAAAAGCCGGGGCAUGUUGCCGGGGCCCUGGGCGGGACUGUUGUGCACCUUCCCGCCCACGGGCUGCCCAGUCCCGCUGCUUGCGGCCCCUGCCAACGUCCCCCAGGUUGGAAACCAGACCCUGCAGCCCCCAGCCAGCCCGAAGGAAGCCUAGACUGACUUCGCAGGGUAAUGGGGAUCCAGAGGUAGCUCUGUGGGGCCCCAUCAGAGCUUAGCAGGGCUUUCUGUGUGACACCGUGGGACCUGAACUGGGGAGGUCCCCUUUGCUUAGAAUUACAGGGGGCAACUGUAGGAAACAAUUACAUCUAUUAUGUGCUAAGGAUUGAGAGUUCUAUGGAUUGAGGCCCUCUCUAGAAGGCUUAGAAGUGGGGUAGACGGGGUGUGUGUCUGACUUUGUGUUUUGCUGGGGUGGUGGUGAGUGGGUGUAGAAACUAACCUAGUGCCAAGUGCAGUGUCUGUCAACUAGUAAGUUAAUAAACCUUUCGUGAAUGAAUGAGAAGGUUCUGUGACUGAGGGAGCAGGGCUAGAGAGGGCAUCUCUGCUCAUCCCACCCCUGCCUCCCCUGGGCUCAUGCAGACAAAAGUAAUUAGGUUGAACCUUUAAUCAAAGCUGGUUUCACAGGCAAGCAGACAUGAUAGAGGAGGUAAAGGCAGAAAUCCUGGGGACACAGGGUGCUGGCCUGGCUCACAGGCAUGCCUCCUUCUGGGACCUCCUCCACCCCCUGCAGUUUGGCGAUCAGUAAUCUCUUGUUUUCUUGUUUCCCUCAGGACACUGGGUCCCCUAGGAGCCUCCCCAGGCUUAAUGAUUGUCCAGGAGGUGGCUAUAAAGGGAGCCUGGGAGGCUGGGUGGAGGAGGGAGCAGAAAAAAUCCAACUCAGCAGAUCUGGGAACUGUGAGAGUGGCAAGCAGAAGCUGUGGUCAAAGGCUGUGCGUCUUGGCUGGUAGGGCCUGCUCUUUUCUACCAUGGCAGCCCAGGGCUAUGGCUAUUACCGCACUGUGAUCUUCUCGGCCAUGUUUGGGGGCUACAGCCUGUAUUACUUCAAUCGCAAGACCUUCUCCUUUGUCAUGCCAUCAGUGGUGGAAGAGAUCCCUUUGGACAAGGAUGAUUUGGGGCUCAUCACCAGCAGCCAGUCAGCAGCUUAUGCUAUCAGCAAGUUUGUCAGUGGAGUGCUGUCUGACCAGAUGAGUGCUCGCUGGCUCUUCUCUUCUGGGCUGCUCCUGGUUGGCCUGGUCAACAUAUUCUUUUCCUGGAGCUCCACAGUACCUGUCUUUGCUGCCCUCUGGUUCCUUAAUGGCCUGGCCCAGGGGCUGGGCUGGCCCCCAUGUGGGAAGGUCCUGAGGAAGUGGUUUGAGCCAUCUCAGUUUGGCACUUGGUGGGCCAUCCUGUCAACCAGCAUGAACCUGGCUGGAGGGCUGGGCCCUAUCCUGGCAACCGUCCUUGCCCAGAGCUACAGCUGGCGCACCACGCUGGCCCUGUCUGGGGCACUGUGUGUGGUUGUCUCCUUCCUCUGUCUUCUGCUCAUCCACAAUGAACCUGCUGAUGUUGGACUCCGCAACCUGGACCCCACACCCUCUAAGGGCAAGAAGGGCUCCUUGAAGGAGGAGAGCACCCUACAGCAGCUGCUGCUGUCCCCUUACCUGUGGGUGCUCUCCACUGGUUACCUUGUGGUGUUUGGAGUAAAGACCUGCUGUACUGACUGGGGCCAGUUCUUCCUUAUCCAGGAGAAAGGACAGUCAGCCCUUGUAGGUAGCUCCUACAUGAGUGCCCUGGAAGUUGGGGGCCUUGUAGGCAGCAUCGCAGCUGGCUACCUGUCAGACCGGGCCAUGGCAAAGGCGGGACUGUCCAUCUACGGGAACCCUCGCCAUGGCCUGUUGCUGUUCAUGAUGGCUGGCAUGACAGUGUCCAUGUACCUCUUCCGGGUAACAGUGACCAGUGACUCCCCCAAGGAUGUUGCUUUCUGGACUCCGGCUCUUCACCCUCUCGCAGAGCUCACAGGCUUUACAGAGCAUGAGCUCUGGAUCCUGGUAUUAGGAGCUGUAUUUGGUUUCUCCUCGUAUGGUCCCAUUGCCCUGUUUGGAGUCAUAGCCAACGAGAGUGCCCCUCCCAACUUGUGUGGCACCUCCCACGCCAUUGUGGGACUCAUGGCCAAUGUGGGCGGCUUUCUGGCUGGGCUGCCCUUCAGCACCAUUGCCAAGCACUACAGCUGGAGCACAGCCUUCUGGGUGGCUGAAGUGAUGUGUGCAGCCAGCACAGCUGCCUUCUUCCUCCUACGAAACAUCCGCACCAAGAUGGGCCGAGUGUCCAAGAAGGCUGAGUGAAGAGUCCAGGUUCCAGAGCACCAUCCCACGGUGGCCUUCCCCCUGCACGCUGUCUGGGGGAGAAAAGGCGGGGCCUGCUUGGCUAGCCCUGAACCUUUCACUUUCCAUUUCUGCGCCUUUUCCCUCACCCAGGUGGCGCUGGAAGCUAUCAGUGGCUAGUGAGGUCCCAGUUUCCCCGGUCCUAUGCUCUAUUUAAAAGAUAACCUUUGGCCUUAGACUCCAUUAGCUCCUAUUUCCUGCCUUCAGACAAACAGAAAACUUCUGCAGUCAGGAAGCCUCCUGUACCCUUCUUCUUUUCCUAGGCCCCAUCCUGUCCCCAUCCUACCCCAUCCCCACCUGAAGUGAGGCUAUCCCUGCAGUUGCAGGGCACUAAUGGCCCUUGACUUCUGCUGGGCCCUAAGUCCUCUCAGCAGUGGGCGACAGCUGUUGCCAAUACCUCAGACUCCAGGGAAAGAGAGGCGGCUAUCACUCUCACUGUACCACUAGGCGCAGUUGGGUAUAGGUGGGAAGAAAAGAUGACUUGUUAUAGGAGAUUAAAACUAGAUUUGAUACUGAA